UGCAAACCGACUGAAUUAUCAGGAAGCACUUCCGGCGGGUCAAAAUGGCCGCGACCGUUCAAGACUCACGUGUGAGCGCGGGGAAAAAGCUGAAGCGUUCCCUGAAGAAGAAGAAAAAGAUGAAACUGGUAGCUAAGGAUGAGGUGUCGAAUCGGGAAGAUGGGCUCAAAGAGUCUUCCGACGGAGAAGGUUCCAUAGGAAGCUGGGAAUCAGAAAUGGACCAGUUGUCAGAUGAUGGCGCAGUAGAAGCCGACAGUGAGGACAAUGUUGAAUCCUGUGAGGAAGAAAAUGACGAGGCUGCAGAACCAAGUGCUGGGACUAAUUCUGGCUGGGCAGAUGCCAUGGCUAAAAUCCUUAACAAAAAGACUCCGAAAAGUAAACCCACCAUCCUCACCAAAAACAAAGAGCUGGAGAAGGAGAAGGAGAAACUAAAGCAGGAGAGGUUGGAGAAGAGGAAGCAGCUUGAUAAGAAGCGGGAGUGGGAAAUGAUGUGCAGAGUGAAGCCAGAUGUUGUCAACGACAAAGAGGCAGAGAGGAACCUUCAAAGGAUUGCAACGAGGGGUGUGGUGCAGUUAUUCAAUGCAGUUCAGAAACACCAAAGGAAUGUCGGUGAAAAGGUUAAGGAAGCAGGAGGCUCCAUCAGGAAGCGAGCUAAGCUGAUGUCAACUGUUUCCAAGAAGGAUUUCAUCAGUGUUCUUCGAGGAAUGGAUGGUACAAAUGAGAACAGUUCUGCUGGGAAGAACCUAAAAGCCAGACAGACUGAAGUGAAGUCAGAAGAGGGCCCGGGGUGGAAGAUUCUGCGAGACGAUUUCAUGAUGGGAGCCAGUAUGAAGGACUGGGACAAGGAGAGCGAUGAGCCUGCCGCCGGCGGGGCGGGGUCGGUCAGUGAGUGAGCAGACUGGACGGACUCUCCUGCCCCCUCCAAAACGUCAGCUCCGACUGCUGUUGGCAGCCAGGAGGCCUCUGUUGAAUCCCCGGACUGCGGAGAACACCUACUCCAGUGCGCCUCCUUCCUGUGCGCGCUGCAGUCAGAAUCUGUUUUUAAUCCUCCUGUAACUUUAAGCAUUUUCAAAAAAUAUAUGUACAAAGGAUUAGGUUCCUUUCUUGAGCAGUAAGAUGUGCGUUUCUCUAGAAUCCUUACAUGUGAGCACAUACAGAUCAUACACCAGUGUUUCUCAUGUGUAAGCCCAUUUAUGUGACUUUGAUGUAUGAUUUUUUGGUGUACUCAUAUCCAUAUAUCUAUUGUGGGGCGUGAUUGAUGUCACUUAUGUUGGUAAGCCUUUAAGAAAACCUAUGUAGUAAAAUUUCAAAUUGUAAUGUUUUUUUAUUUGAAUUUUAGAAACACUGAUAAAGCUGUCAAUAUCCGUCCAAGAUUCCCCUGGACUUUGCUCGUUACAAAAUUUGAAAGGAAAUAGGUCCUGGAUGUGACGUGUUCUCUUUUGAGAAGGGUUCAUCUCUGUCCAUCUUUCCAUAAAGUGAGCCCCCCACCACCACCUGUGUGCACACACUUGCAUAUGCUUUGCGCUGAACCUAACCCUGCCCAGGGUGUGCUGGACCACAGAUGUUGAUGUCUUUAGAUCACUUUGAGUGCUGCAGAUGUUCUAUGACUACAGGUGAAUUAGCCCCUGGCUGGAGUUUGCCAUUAAAUGAAGAGGGAGGACUCACCCAUAGUAUA
Peromyscus eremicus (cactus mouse) is the source of this 1675-nucleotide messenger RNA. RefSeq names its product ribosomal RNA processing 15 homolog (gene Rrp15). Lineage: Eukaryota; Metazoa; Chordata; Mammalia; Rodentia; Cricetidae. The coding region runs from base 45 to 893 and encodes 282 amino acids. The transcript has 5 exons. The record is from RefSeq and is a predicted model, not a curated record. Gene Ontology annotation, cellular component: preribosome, large subunit precursor. Gene Ontology annotation, biological process: maturation of 5.8S rRNA; maturation of LSU-rRNA.